AUGACAGCUGCCGUUCAAGUUCCACCCAACGAUCUGCUGGAUCUGGAGGCCACACAUUCGAUGCUUCGCUUACCGGUAGAUGGCAACACCCCAGCAGGCGACGGCCUAUUAAUUGGAGGAGGAGCCAGCGAUCAAGUAUCAGAACCUGGCCUGUACGACAGCGACCCUUGCUUGUUGAAUGAUGACAGCAGCAGCUGUCACGACGUAGAUGACGACAACAAGCCAGAGCAAGACAAAGAGCUGCAAACGUACAGCCACGCCGACUUGCAGGCAUUGAAUCUGCUGGAUCAACCCGUCUGGAUCUUUGACAUUGUCCGAAGAGGCAUGUGGUGGGCCAACCACGCCGCUGUGGAACUAUGGAGUGCCCCUGAUCUCAAGACCCUGUUGGCACGGGACUUUGCCAGUGACAUGAGUGAAUCCACCGCAAACCGUCUCGACGACUACCUGCUCAAGUUCUCCUCCAAGGACGAAGUCGUCAAGGAUCGAUGGACCUUUUACCCCAACGGAGGCAAGUACGGUCCCAAGACGGUCGACUGUACCUUUCGAGGAAUCAUGAUUGAAGAAGGACGAUUGGCCAUGCUGUCACAGGGAGUCUUCGUCAAUGAUCAACAACGAACCGAAGCCGAACAGCAAGCACUGCGAGCUUCCGAGAUGCUGCGCCAUUUGCCCGUGGCGGUCUGUCUCACGGAUCUAGAGGGAAACGUCAUGGAGCAGAACCCGGAAGCGCUCAAGGUCUUUGGAUCCUUGGAUACUGGCAACAAUAAGGAAGACAACAACAAUACCACCAAGACUCGUGAUGAUGAGUACGACUCGGACUCGGAUGACGAUGAAGACGAGUUGGAAAAGGCCGAUGAAUCCACCUUUGUCAAGCGAUUCGUAGACAAGGAUCUGGGACGUCGUAUCCUCAACGAAGCCGCCAAGACUGGUGAUGACAAUGGCAAGAACGUCAUUCGACUCGAGGCUUUGCAGCACACGGUGCAUGGACCCCGCUGGUCCGCCAUUCAAGUCCGUCAAACCAAAGAUCCCGUCACUUCCAAGCCCAUUCUACUCUACUCCGCAAGAGACAUUACCGCCGUCGUCGAAGCCAAGAGACAAGCCACGGCAGCCGAUCUGGCCAAGAUGGAUCUAUUGACAGACAUGGCACAUGCCGUCCGAACGCCAUUGCAACAUGUUGUGGGAGUUGUGGAACUCAUUAGUCGACAAGGACAGAGCAAAUGCCAGGCACAACAGCAAGAAGAAACACGAUUUGGCAAUCUGCUACAGUCUGCCGCUCAACUCCUCAUGAAUGUCAUUAAUGAUCUCAUGGUCAAUGUUGGCGGUGGGUCGUCAUUACUGUUGCCAGGUGCCAGCCCGUCCGACCAAAACAAGAAUGUUAUGGUCAACAAACCGGCGAACCGCAUCCUGCUCGAACAUACACAAAUUGAUGUGCGAAAAGUAGUGGAGAAUGCCAUUGGCACCAUUACACCACAAGCCGAUGUCAAGAACUUGACAUUCAACGUACAAAUGACACGCAAUAACAUGUCUUCAUUGAUGGGCGAUGCCAAACGGUUGGGUCAGGUUCUCUUUGAGAUGCUUCACAAUGCCGUCAAGUACACUAGCACGGGCGGAAUCACCGUCAAGGUCCGGCGGCACACCAAAAAGUCACGAUCUCGAAGAGUCCUUCUCCGUUUUGAAGUGACUGAUACUGGCGUCGGCCUCAACCUGGAACAGCAAAAGCAGUGCCUUCAGGUACCCGAGUCGUCAGCCAACAACAGCGCCCAAGAAAAGGGUGUUGGGCUGGUGCUCUGCAAGUCACUGGUGGAGGCCAUGGGUGGCACCAUUGGGGUAGACUCGAAACCGGGUCGUGGGUCGACCUUCUGGUUCGAGAUCCCGUUCCUUCGUGCUGCCUCUCAAGCUCCUGUGGGUACCAAGAUGCUUCCUCCCAAGCAAUCCAAAAAGUGCAAAAGAGCGAGCGAUCGCAGUGUUGGAAGCAUAGGUUCCUUGUCGUUGGAUCCUGUCCCGGACGAGGGUGGCCUCCAGAUCUUGCUGGUAGAUGAAAACAAUGCCGGGAGGAAUGUGAUGACAGCCCUAUUGGAACAGUCGGGUCACAGAGUGACAACGGCGGACACUGGGGAUGAUAUGGUAUCUGCAGUCUCACAAGGCUCAUUUGAUGUGGUGCUGCUAGAAGCGCAGCUGGGCAGUGAUGGAGGCACCACUGCGUUGGAUGCCGUACAGCAGAUCCGAAAAGCAGGCCACUCGGUCGAGAACCUGCCCAUACUGGCAUUGACCGCCGCUGUCCCAAGGGCUGACUAUCCCGAACUCGGCCUUAACGACUGGCUCACCAAACCAAUACUGAUGAAGGAUAUCAAGACGGCCAUGACAAAUGCAAUCUGUAACGUCGGCGCAAGUUCGGCAUCAUCUGCGUCCUCAUCACGUAUUCGCCAGCACUCGGCCACGAAACCAAAGACGGACAGGCCGCCAAGGAUGCUGCGAAGGUCUGUGGCACCAUGA
Seminavis robusta is the source of this 2490-nucleotide messenger RNA. NCBI's taxonomy places the organism in Eukaryota, Bacillariophyta, Bacillariophyceae, Naviculales, Naviculaceae. The record is from the annotation of a GenBank genome assembly.